UUAUAUAUGACGUUCUUUGUAGGUUUCGUAUUUUCGUUUAGUGUCUGUGUUUCCAAUUGAGUAAGUUUAAAAGCAAAGUCUAGGUUCAAAGCGAAGGAUUGUGUGUACAGGAGUAUGCGUGAAGUAGCGGAUUGCAACAAAAAUGUAGAAUGCGUAGUCACGCACCGCAAAUACUUGGACGGCGGCUGGGGAUGGGUUGUUGUGGCAGCAGGUUUUGUUUUCGGAGUAAUUCGAUUUGGAACCGAACGAAGUUUUCCAGUUUUCUAUUUAAGCAUCAUGCAAGAGUAUGGAAUUAACUUUGCCCAAGUGUCACAACUAAUCGGUGCUUUCUUCAUCUUCUUUGGUGUAUCCGGUGCUGUUGCGCCUGUGUUAAUAAAACGCCUUGGUUGUCGCAGGUGUAUGAUCGUGUUUGGCAUCAUAGUCUCGGUUUCUUGUUUCACCGCUUCCUUUCCAGGGCCAUAUUGGAAACUUAUACUCUGCUAUGGCGCUAUACCAGGCGUAUGCUUUGGCGUCCAGAUGAUCGUUGUUUUCGCGGCAGUGAACGAUUACUUUGAGCGAAAACAGCAUCUUGCUCUACAGCUUGUUUUUCUCGGUGCAAGUGCCGGUUCAUUUAUUGCAAACCCUUUCUGUGAAAUCCUUAUACAAAGUUACGCUUGGAGAGGCGCGCUCAUGAUUAUUUCUGGGAUAUUUCUUCACGCUGUAGCAGUUGGUGCUACAAUGCGACCUGUGCAGUCAGCGGGUCAAAUCUGCGACCAGAAGGAUGCAACGUCGGUCGGUAGAGUCAAUUUAUCAAGCAUAUAUUUAAUGUAUGGCGUGAAGUGUCUGUUUUUAUAUCGCAAGCUUCAUUCAAAAGAAACGUGCAGCACUAUUAUGAACAGGGCAAUUCUGUACUUUGAUCUUCGCUUGUUUUGUGAGCCAGCGUUCUAUUUAUCGAACCUGUAUAUUCUAUGUCACUGUGUUGGCUUAUAUUCUUCAUUAUCGUUUUUGGUGCCGUAUGCAGUAAAAGAGUUAGAUAUAUCGAGCAACAGGGCGUCCAUGUUACCUUCAUUCGAAGCGAUCGGUGAAACAGCUUCAAAACUUCUGUGCGGUUUUUUAUUCAACAAAAUACCGAGGCGGAAACAGAAACCCGUUGUAUGUCUCAUAUUCGUGGUUGCGGCAGCGUUAUAUGCGCUUCUACCGGCAAUUAAAAGUUACGAAUACUUACUGUGUGUGUGUGUGGCCAUCGGGCUAACUGUGGGUGGCAUUGACGGCCUCUAUUCAGCGUUUUAUAUGCAAGAUUUUGGCAAAGAAGUUUACCCGUCUCUUUUUGGCUACACGAACGUGGUGGCUUAUUUCAGCUGUACGGUAGCUUCGAUAUUUAUAGGUCAUAUUGUUGAUAUCACUGGUGAUGUAUCCAACGCGUUUUACUUCGGUUCUGCUUCUUAUGGCAUGUCCUGUGUCGCCUUAUUCUUUCUACACAAACUUAAAACCAAAACAAUUACAAUACCGGCAUUGGAUUCUACCUGAAUCUUAAAUUGGUGCAUCGUUUUGUGGUGACCUUUCAGUUAAAUAGGAAAUGUCAGUGUUCCCAAUGUCUAUGCAAUUACCAUCUGCACGUUAAUUAAAAACUGUCAUGUUUUUACAAAACGGUACUUAGCGGGUGAAUGCUAUACACAACUUGAUUUCUUAACUUCUGUUCUCACUGUGUUUUGACGGGAAACUGUUCGAUUUUACCCGAUGCCUAAACCGCAUUGGCAUUAAAUAAAAGCAGUUAAUAUUGUUA
Messenger RNA from Ciona intestinalis (vase tunicate), 1762 nucleotides. Lineage: Eukaryota; Metazoa; Chordata; Ascidiacea; Phlebobranchia; Cionidae. The record is from RefSeq and is a predicted model, not a curated record.